Molecule: messenger RNA, 3998 nt
Organism: Lacerta agilis (Sand lizard)
Lineage: Eukaryota; Metazoa; Chordata; Lepidosauria; Squamata; Lacertidae
Gene: SPIRE2
Product: spire type actin nucleation factor 2
Exons: 16
Coding region: 66-2450 (794 amino acids)
Biological process (GO): establishment of meiotic spindle localization; Golgi vesicle transport; cleavage furrow formation
Cellular component (GO): cytoplasmic vesicle membrane; cell cortex
Molecular function (GO): actin binding
Source: RefSeq, a predicted model, not a curated record
GGUGGUGCUCCAAACCCUCCAGGAAUGUUAGAGGGUAUGGUGCUUAUCUGCAAAACUCAGUUUGAAUGGAGCAGUCUGUAGGCUGCCCAGCAGCGCCGCUGUUAUGGCAACCAGCCCGCCUCGCCGGAGGAGCCGAUGAUGGAGCAGCGGCCAUGGCCCGAGCGGCGGCAGGAGCAGCAGCGGCGGCGGGAACCGAGGGCGGCGGCGGUGGUAGCGGCGCACGGGCCGCGGUGGCGGCGUCCGAGGAGCGGCCGUCGGGGGAGCCGGCGGAGCUGUCCCUGGAGGAGGUGCUGAAGUCGUACGAGCAGCCCAUCAACGAGGAGCAGGCCUGGGCCGUGUGCUUCCAGUGCUGCCGCGGGCUCCUGCAGCCCGGCCCCGUCGAGGAAGGCGCGCCCGAGGAGGAGGCGCGCCGCUGGGGGCCCGCCGGGCGCAUCCGCGACACCGCCGACAUCCGCCUGCACCGGGACGGCGCCGUCUCCGCCUGCGGCGAGUACGGCGUGGCCGAGCUCCCAUUGACCUUGACGCCCUCUGCUGAAGCACAGAUGGUGCAGUCUCUCGGCUUUGCGAUCUACCGAGCACUGGACUGGGGUCUGGAUGAGAAUGAGGAACGAGAGCUCAGCCCUGAACUGGAGAGGCUUAUUGACUUGAUGGCCAACAGCGAUUCAGAGGACAGUGGCUGUGCCACGGCGGACGAAGGCUAUGGCGGGCAGGAGGAGGAAGAGGAGGCUGUGGCGGAGGGCACCCUGAGGGCCGUGUGCACCUUCAACCAAGCCAUGCGGCUAUGUGCUAUGCGCCUCACCCAGCCCCAGGAAGCUGAGGCCCACUACCAGGCUGUAUGCAGAGCCCUCUUCCUGGAAACGGUUGAACUGAAGGCUUUUCUGGCCAAGAUUCGCGAUGCCAAGGAGAUGCUGACGAAGCUGAAGGAUGAGGACGAGAAGCUGAAGGACCGAUCAGCUGCAGAUCUAGACAACCUGAAGAACACAGACUGGGCUCGGCUGUGGGUCCAGCUAAUGAGGGAGCUCCGCAAUGGAGUCAAGCUCAAGAAGGUCCAGGAGAAGCAAUUCAACCCCUUGCCCACUGAGUACCAGCUGACGCCCUUCGAGAUGCUGAUGCAGGACAUCCGGGCCCGCAACUAUAAGCUCCGCAAGGUCAUGGUGGACGGCGACAUUCCUCCCAAGGUGAAGAAGGAUGCGCAUGAGCUUAUCCUUGACUUCAUAAGAUCUCGGCCGCCCCUGAGACAGGCUUCAGAACGGAGGCUGCGCCCCAUUCCUCAGAAACAGAGGACGCUCCAUGAGAAAAUCCUGGAGGAGAUCAAGCAGGAAAGGAAGCUCCGACCUGUGGCAUCACGGCACCAGAACCAGAAAGGGUUUGGCUCCCUCCCCUGCAUCCUGAAUGCCUGCUCCAGCAAUGUGACCUCAACUUCCUGCAUCAACCUCUCAGAUGUCUCCGACGCCAAUGCCCUGCCCCAGCGCCAGAGGCCUAGGGUCUUGCUGAAGGCUCCUACGCUGGCAGAGAUGGAGGAGAUGUUGACGUCGGAGGAAGAAGACUCUCCAAGCUCUGAGGCUGUACAGGAACCAGGUCCACUGAUGCCCCUGAAGCGUGACCGCUCCUUCUCGGAGCAAGACUUGGCCCAGUUUCAAAGUGAAAGCGGUGGUGGCCAGCCUGACUCAGAGUAUUUGGGACCUAGUGGGUCUGAACCGAGACCCCGCUCAGGUACCGAGAGCCCUGCAUGGACCAGCAUGGAAAAUACGGGUUCGGUUCCAGCCAGCUACCAGCAGGUUCCCUGUGGUGCCAGUCCUUUCCCCCCCAAGCAUGGCGUCCUCAGCUCUGUGGACGAGAAGUCAGAGGCUGGUUCCAGUACUGCCCCAGAUGUCAACUUGAAAUAUUUGUGGCUGCAGGAGUUCAGCCACCCUGUGGAGAGCCUGGCACUCACUGUGGAAGAGAUGAUCAAUGUGCGGCGGGUGUUGGUGAAAGCAGAGAUGGAGAAGUUCUUGCAGAGCAAGGAGCUGUACAGCAGCCUGAAGAAAGGGAAGGUCUGCUGCUGCUGCAAAACCAAGUUUGCUCUAUUUUCCUGGCCCCCGACCUGCCUGUUCUGCAAGAGGUCUGUCUGCAACUCCUGCAGUCUAAAGAUCAAGAUGCCUUCAAAGAAGCUUGCCCAUAUCCCUGUCUAUGCCCUGGGCUUUGAGACCCUGCCAGGCUCGUUGGGUACAAAGGCACCUCCAUUCCGGAGGAGGGAGGCUUUCCACUCCUUGCAGGGCACGCGCUGGCGCAGCGUGGAGGAAGAAUUCCCGUACAUCUAUGCGCAUGGCUCUGUGCUCAAGGAUGUUUGCAGCGACUGUUCCGGAUUCGUCACGGAUGUCGUCAGCUCCAGCCGCAAGAGCAUGGACAUCCUGAACACCACCCCAUGCAGGAGCCGCAAGACCCAGUCCCUUUACAUCCCUUCCAGUUAAAUGACCCACCUCUGCUGCUGGUCUCCUCCACAACUCCCCUGCCCUUUGUACCCAACCUUCACUCUUUGAUCCUCUCCAUUUCCCAGCCCCCAGCAAGGAGGACGCAGGUGCUCUCUGGCCGAGGAAGCUUCAGCUGGCUUUGUCUGGACUUGUUGCCUCCUGGCUUCCUUGCUUCUCUGUCCAGCCCACCUCCUCCUUUCCCUCCAUCCCAGCCUCCCAUGAACAUCCCCUGCCUGGCCUGCGUGCGUGCGUGUGUACAUAUAUACAUAACCUUAUAGAGACACUAUAUUUAUAUCUGUCGAUCAGCUGCUGUGGUCCAUGGGCUACGUUUGGUCUGGGAAUGCCCCUGCUUGGCAAAUGAGGACUCUGCUGAAGUCUUCCCACCCACCCACCUUUUUUGGAUUGUCAGAAAGGUGGAUUUGGGGAAGGAUAAUUCCAGAGUGUUUGGAAGCCUGGCCAUCUCCGUUGCUGCAAAUGCAACCUAGAAAUCCCAGAGGCAGCCACCCCAGAGGAUGACCUUGUUCCCUUGAGGGCUCCACCCUCUCAGUCAUACUAGCAGAAGAAGCUCUCUCUGAGAUGUCUUACCUGUGCAGCUUCUAGUCUUAUGGGAAGCAGGCCCAUUGUGCCAUGACCUGUCUGCUGCUUUCCAACAUCUUCCUCCAAGCUGUUUCUCUCCACCCCACCUUUCUCAGUGAUGUCUUGAUUAUCUGCUCCCUCCCAGCACCAAGCAGCAGGAGGUGCUUUUAAAAAUGUGUUCAGACUAUCAUUGUCUGUUUUCUAAUCCCUGUUUUCUUUGGGCUCUUUGGGUUUAGGAGGCAGGGGGUAUUUUGUCCCCAAUGACUUAAUGUGUUUCUCCCCCAAUCCCCCUUCCAUCAAUUAAUGUUUUGUUUUCUACAGCAAAUAAUAAAAUGCCUAAUUUUUGUAAUCAUUUAGACAAAGGCUGAACACUUCCCACACAAUGGGUUUUGUGUGGCUGCCAGGACUACAGUUGGGGGGUUGCAUGGCUGCUAGGGAUGAGCCAGGCACCGACAAGAGUAUCAGCUGUGUGUGGCAGGAUCCUGCUGGCAAUGUCUCCUCGUGCAGAUCAGGACUCUGGCUCUCCAAAGGCUGAUAAGAUGAGCAUGUCCCAUUCCCUCACUCCAUUCAGGAUAGCCUUGAAAAUAGAAAACAGGGGUGCACAAAGGAGCUAUCCCUGUGAGGAAAGAAUGAAAGCCCAAUCCAGCCCAUGCCAGGCCUAGGCUAGGGUGAGUCUUGCCGCUGCCCUUAAGAGAAUUUGGAGAGAGGAGAUUGGGAUAUGCAGGGCUGCCCCUGAGUCUUUCAACCAUCUUCCCUGUCAAGCCUGCUGCCAUGGUGGCCAGCACAUGUAAAUUGGCUGUGCCAUGGCAUCCUGAGUUCAUCUUCCCUUGAUAGCUCAUUUCCAAACCCUGGAAGCACCCCAAAAACAGAGGCCGUAGAUGCAAAAUCCACAGCCCUAAUAUGCCAAAUUAGCACAUCAGCACUAUACAUUUGAAGCACUAUGAUACUACUUUAAAUAUUCUUUCUUGGCUU